AUUUGUCCAAGCCAGGUGAUAGGGUGGAGUUUGUGCCAAAGGAGGAGGACGUUGAGUCAGAUGAAAUACCCCUGCGGGACCUGUAUGAGCGCUGGUGUAAGGCUUUUAACCAGAAGCGUGAGCCUGAUGAGAUGGCUCGCCGGUUCAACAAGUUCAAGAACAGGGUGCUGUGUAUUCACAGUAUGAACAAGGCUAAUCAGUCAUGCAAGGGGACACGCGUCGCAGAUAAGAAGGAAAUCUCUACUGAGUAUGAAGUUGUUUAUGGCAGAUUGUUUGUUGCAGAUCUACCUGAGGGACGUGAGCUGUUAGUCCCAAAUGAUGAGUUCAUCAAGCGCCGCUGGAUCCCAUACCUCCCCUGA
Messenger RNA from Miscanthus lutarioriparius, 359 nucleotides. The record is from the annotation of a GenBank genome assembly. NCBI's taxonomy places the organism in Eukaryota, Viridiplantae, Streptophyta, Magnoliopsida, Poales, Poaceae.